Messenger RNA from Lolium perenne, 612 nucleotides. Lineage: Eukaryota; Viridiplantae; Streptophyta; Magnoliopsida; Poales; Poaceae. The record is from RefSeq and is a predicted model, not a curated record.
AUGACAAUACUUUUGGCCUGGCCCUUUGCGCAAUGGGGACUUGACCAAGUUGGUCCACUGUCGAAAUCAUUGCCUGUUGGUCAUACUCAUCUAUUGGUAGCAGUUGAUAAAUUCACCAACUGGAUCGAGGCCAGACCAGUCACCAAUCAGACAGCCAAGACUGCUAUCAAAUUCUUCAAAGAAAUAACUUGUCGUUUUGGUGUGCCUCAUAGCAUCAUUACAGACGAUGGAACCAACUUUGAUUCUAAGGAAUUCCAUCACUUCUGCAACAACAAUGGUAUCAAGCUCAAAUUUGCUUCGGUUGCACAUCCUCAGACCAAUGGGCAAGUAGAAAGGAUCAAUGGCCCAAUCUGCGAUGGCAUUAAAAAGCGCCUUAUGGGUGCAGGUGGAGCAUGGGUCGAAGAAUUACCAUCAGUACUUUGGAGUUUACGGACUGCACCAAAUAGGUCAACUCAAUAUACUCCGUUCUUCCUUGUCUACGGAGCCGAAGCUGUUCUACCUGCCGACAUUCGCUUUGAAGCACCUCAAGUAGCCGCAUAUUCAGAGGCAACCUCUGUUCACGCACUACAGAUGUUGUGGAUCUUCUUGAUGAGGCUCGAGACAUCGCUUUAG